Messenger RNA from Aureobasidium musti, 2874 nucleotides. Lineage: Eukaryota; Fungi; Ascomycota; Dothideomycetes; Dothideales; Saccotheciaceae. The record is from the annotation of a GenBank genome assembly.
AUGUUCUGGCGUUUCGGUGGCUAUGCCAACAUCUCCUCAAUCGACUCCAUCCUCGAGAAACCCAAUGUCUCCCUCGACGAGCUGCUCGAUGAGAGCGACCUGAUCCAGGAGCUCAAGCAGAACAACUCCAAACUCAUCGAGUUUCUGAGAGAAGAAUCCACUCUGCAGACCUUAUUGGAAUAUGUCGUCGCCGACAAGCCCCCGCACUCCGACAAGGCUUCAUCCACUACCAAGGACGACGAACCCGACAGGUCAUCUCCUAUCAGCUUCUUCAANAAGUCGGCCUCGCGCUCGCGCUCAAAGUCGAUUAACAAGUCCGACGCUGGUGGUGAUGCUGAAGGCGACGACGAAGAUAAGGGCGAAGCCUUGCGCAAGAAAUACGCAUAUGUCGCAUGCGAGGUCCUUUCUUCCGAUGUCUGGUCCAUAACUGAGGCCGUGCUCGAAUAUCAGAAUUACCUUCGCGACUUUUGGCACUAUGUCAGUCGCCCUGCCCCACUUGACCCUCUGCAGGCUGGCUACUUCACAAAAGUCAACGAAUCUUUGUUGGACAAGAAGACGGAUGAGAUGCUGGCCUUNUUCAAGUCUCUGGACCACAUUGUUCCUGACAUGCUGCAACAUGUCGACUGCCCAAUGAUUAUGGAUUUGCUGUUGAAAAUCAUCAGUCUGGAGAAAGCUCCGGGAGGCCAAGGAAUUGUUGAUGUGAGUUGUGUCGUUCCUUCCGUUGAAGCGAGAAUUGCUGACAAUUUUUCAAAANNGUGGUUACAAACACAGGACCUCAUUCCCGUCCUCUUGUCAUACCUUGGUCCUGAUAACAGCGCAUCCACUCAGACAGCCGCUGGCGACUUCUUAAAAGCAAUCAUUACCAUUUCUGCGAACGCUACCACUCAGGAUCAAACUGUCAUUGGCCCCAACGAAUUGACCAGACAACUCGUUUCUGAUGAAUGCACAUCCCUCUUAAUCAAGAACAUGCUCUCGGGAGGCAAUUCGCUGACAGUUGGAGUCGGAAUCAUCAUCGAAGUCAUCCGUAAGAACAAUUCGGAUUACGACCUCGACAAUCAGGUCGGCCCCGAGCCUAGAACAACCGAUCCUAUCUAUCUUGGAAGCCUUCUUCGUCAAUUUGCGAAACACGUUCCCGAUUUCAUGCAUCUGAUUAGAAGCUCUGGUGCUCAGAAGCCUGGCCUCAAAACCGCUUUUGGCAAGGAGAUUCAACCUCUGGGUUUUGACAGAUUCAAGACUUGCGAGCUCAUGGCCGAACUUUUGCACUGUAGCAACAUGGCCCUUUUGAACGAACGCGGAAGUGAUGCCCAAAUAAAGCACAGGGACGAGGAAAGAGAAAAGCUGAAGCUGGAAGGACGCCUUACAGGACAACCAAUCGAAGGUUCUUCGUACGGCGAGCACGAGCCUUUCGCAAGUAGUGUCGACAGCCAUGGAUUCCAUCAUGCACAAAGACCCGGAGACGACCUCAGCGGAUCCCCAGAAGAGAUUAAGAGACUCGAAGUGCAGAAUGCGUCCGAGGAGGAUGGGUUUGAGAAAGUGGCUGUCUCAGAUGCCGACGAGUUCAAUGAGAUUGCAGCUGAUACAAGUCUACCACCUCUAACUAAGCAGGACGACCCGUCAAGCAUCCACCACGUUCCGAAAGAAACAUCUCAAGACGGCACAACCGUUCUUACAGAAGAGAUCAGCCAAUUACACAUUGACAGCCCUGAGCAAGAGGGUGAUGGUCCUCAACUUGAGGGUAAGCGCCGCGUCUCACUGUUGACCCAGCAGCUUCAACAACAUAUUCAAGAAUCUGAGCUCAACUUUUCAUCAGAUCAGCCCGGAACCGCCCAAGAAGACGCGGACAUGCUCUCACAUCCCGAGGACAAGCCAGCACCUUUGUUCGCUAGUCCUAGUAAGAACAGUCAAUCCGCGACGAGCUCCAACGAAGAAGACCCUAGCCAUAGUACGGCUACGCUACAACCCGAUCCUCACAACACUGAAGGUGACAACGGACUUUGGGAGGCUGAUGUGGACGGCUCGCCGGUUGUUGGAGAUUUGCUCAAGAUCAUGUUUGUCGAACACCAAGUCGUCCCCACAAUUCUGGUAAGUCUCUUUUUUUGCUUUGGAUCUUGUUUGUUAUACUUAUGUUGCAGNGACUUCUUCUUCCGCUUCCCUUGGAACAACUUCCUCCACAACGUGGUAUACGAUGUUGUACAGCAAGUCUUCAAUGGCAGUUUCGAGCGCGGUUACAAUCGCACACUCGCUAUCGACCUCUUCUGUCACUCUAGUUGCACCGACUUGGCUUCUCAGGCCGAUGUCACUCAACGCAUCCUCGACGGACAAGCCGCCUCCGAUAACGCGCAGAAGGAGAAGGGCAUGCGUCUCGGUUACAUGGGUCACUUGACCUUGAUUGCCGAAGAGGUUCUGAAGCUGCAAGAUCGUCAACCCCCAGAGAUCCUAGGUGAGCAGAUUAUGGAGCGCAUCACCCGUGAUGAAUGGAUUCAAUAUCUCGAGACGACGCUCUCCGAGACUAGAGAUCGCGACAAUGCUGUCCUGGGCGGUGUGAAACCUGACCAAGGAUUUGGUGCUCGACAGGUGGGCAUGGGUGCCAACAGCAUGCUCGGACAGGGUAACUUUUCUGGCGGCAACAACUCGAGCGCUCUGUCCAACGCAGGCCUGGUGCCAGCUGACAGUAUGGCGUUGCAAGAGGCAGGAGAUGCAAGCAGCUACGACACAGGAUCCGCAGGCCUGCUCAGUGGCUUUGGUAACGGCGACGACGAUGAUGACGAUCUUGAGGAGUCGAUAACUGGAGAGAAGAGGGAAAAGGCGGUCGAUGAUGAUGAGCAGGUCGGUGAACUCUCGUUUGACGAUGUCGACAUCAACCACUUCCGAUAA